Bombyx mandarina (wild silkworm) is the source of this 491-nucleotide messenger RNA. RefSeq names its product E3 ubiquitin-protein ligase RNF180-like. The record is from RefSeq and is a predicted model, not a curated record. Lineage: Eukaryota; Metazoa; Arthropoda; Insecta; Lepidoptera; Bombycidae.
UUGAAUAAUACAGUUUGUUUUUGUCACGCAAAAUUAAUUUAAUACCUAAUGAUUUCUUGCAAAUCGAAUACUAUCAAAUGUCUAAAAUGUCGCACUAAAUUAAUCGAUGACAUAUCUCUUAUUACUAAUCAGAACUUUCAAUGUGAUCCACAGAAGUGCAACAGUUACGACAUUAAGAAAGUGAUUUAUUUAAUGGAAGACAAAUUGCCCGAAUGGAUUAAGUCCAGAAUUGAAAAUGAGCAAUGGACCAAAGGUAGAUUAAACUGUGAAAAAUGCAGUUGCAGAAUCGGAUCAUUCGACUACAUUUCUGGGAGAAAAUGUGAAUGUGGUGAAACAGUUUUACCACCAGUACACUUUACUAGCAGCCAAGUGGAUAGACCUAUAUUAUCUGAAAAUGCAUUAAAAUUAAAUAAAUCAAACACUGAAUGAAAAGAAAAUAAUUCAUUACUGAUGAUAAGCUUUUAUUACUAUUUAAUAAACAUUUUUUUAAU